Messenger RNA from Cuculus canorus (common cuckoo), 13173 nucleotides. RefSeq names its product synaptic vesicle glycoprotein 2C (gene SV2C). Lineage: Eukaryota; Metazoa; Chordata; Aves; Cuculiformes; Cuculidae. Bases 357 to 2540 code for a protein of 727 amino acids. Gene Ontology annotation, molecular function: transmembrane transporter activity. The transcript is spliced from 13 exons. The record is from RefSeq and is a predicted model, not a curated record. Gene Ontology annotation, cellular component: membrane. Gene Ontology annotation, biological process: transmembrane transport; chemical synaptic transmission.
ACUCUGACGCCCCCCGCGCCGUGCCUCCUGCCUCCCCGGCACUGCCGCAGAGCCUCCACCGCAACGCGAAGCCCACGCAGACACUCCGGUCUGCCCCUCCUCUGGUCUGUCACGCUCGGCGGCUCCUCCGGGAGGCUCCUCGCUCCCUCCCGCAGCCUCACGCCUCGAACAGGCGGCAGCGGGGAGCGGAGGGAGCCGGGAGCGCUCCGCAGCCCGGUCGCGGCUCUCCGCCGGUUGAAUAUUACAGCUUCACAUGUACUUGGGCUUUUCCUACUGAUUUCCAACACACAAUACGUAUUCUAAAGUUAUUCAGCAGGUCCCUCUGCAGCAUCACGUCAAUUGGUCCUUGAUACAAGAUGGAGGAGACAUACAAAGAUAGGACUUCAUUAGUGAAAGGGGCAAAAGAUAUUGCCAAAGAGGUGAAGAGGCAAGCGGUAAAAAAAGUGAAUAAAGCUGUUGACAAAGCUCAGGAUGGCUAUACACAGAGGUCCUACAACCGAUUCCAGGACGAGGAAGAUGACGAUGAUUACUAUGUCCAAGGAGGAAAUUACAGUGUAGGAGCUAAUGAUGAUGAAGGGUCAAGUGAAGCAACUGAAGGACAUGAUGAAGAUGAUGAAAUUUAUGAAGGGGAGUAUCAGGGAAUCCCCAACAUGGGGCAGGGCAAGGAUGGUGUGGUGGCCUUAGGUCAGCCUAUGCGUGAUGAAUACAAGGAUCGUCAUGAACUGGAAAUGGAGAGGAAAGCUGAUGAAGAAGAGUUAGCACAGCAGUAUGAACUGAUAAUACAAGAAUGUGGCCAUGGUCGUUUCCAGUGGGCCCUCUUCUUUGUGUUGGGAAUGGCCCUAAUGGCUGAUGGGGUUGAAGUUUUUGUAGUUGGAUUUGUGUUGCCCAGUGCUGAAACAGAUAUGUGUAUACCUAAUUCUGGAUCAGGUUGGCUUGGUAGCAUAGUGUACCUUGGGAUGAUGGUGGGGGCAUUCUUCUGGGGAGGCUUGGCAGACAAAGUGGGAAGGAGACAGUCACUCCUGAUAUGCAUGUCUGUCAAUGGAUUCUUUGCCUUCCUUUCGUCAUUUGUCCAGGGCUACGGCUUCUUCCUCUUCUGUCGCUUAUUUUCUGGAUUUGGGAUCGGUGGAGCUAUGCCGACAGUCUUCUCCUAUUUUUCGGAAGUGCUUGCUCGGGAGAAAAGAGGUGAACACCUGAGCUGGCUCUGCAUGUUUUGGAUGAUUGGUGGCAUCUAUGCUUCUGCAAUGGCUUGGGCAAUAAUUCCUCAUUACGGGUGGAGUUUCAGUAUGGGCUCUGCCUACCAGUUCCACAGCUGGCGAGUAUUUGUGAUUGUCUGUGCGCUGCCCUGCGUCUCUUCUGUCGUAGCCCUGACCUUUAUGCCUGAAAGCCCAAGGUUCUUGCUGGAGGUUGGAAAACAUGAUGAAGCUUGGAUGAUACUUAAGCAAAUUCAUGACACAAACAUGCGAGCUCGUGGUCAGCCUGAAAAAGUCUUCACAGUUAACAGAAUCAAAACCCCGAAGCAGAUAGAUGAGCUCAUAGAAAUAGAGAGCGAUACAGGAACUUGGUACAGGAGGUGCUUUGUUAGAAUUCGCACGGAGCUAUAUGGUAUUUGGUUGACUUUUAUGAGAUGCUUCAACUACCCAGUGAAGGACAACACAAUCAAACUUACAGCUGUAUGGUUCACCCUGUCCUUUGGCUACUAUGGCUUAUCUGUCUGGUUUCCUGAUGUCAUUAAACAUCUGCAGUCAGAUGAGUAUGCCUCCCGAGUGAAACAUUUCCGCAAUGAGGAGGUCUCAAAUUUCGUCUUCAACUUCACACUGGAAAAUCAGAUUCACAGCAGUGGAGAAUACAUCAAUGACAGGUUUGUUAUGAUGAAGUUUAAAUCAGUAACCUUUGAAGAUUCACUUUUUAAGAACUGUGUGUUUGAAGACAUUACUUCACUGAAUACAUACUUCAGGAACUGUACUUUUGUGAAUACCACCUUCUACAACACAGAUCUUGAGCAAUAUAAAUUUGUUGACAGCGAAUUGAUAAAUUGCACAUUUUUCCACAUCAGGACAGGAUGCCAGAUUUCUUUCGAUGAUGACUACAGUGCCUACUGGAUUUACUUUGUUAAUUUCCUGGGAACUUUGGCAGUGUUACCAGGGAAUAUUGUGUCUGCUCUCCUGAUGGAUAGAAUUGGACGGUUAACGAUGUUAGGUGGUUCCAUGGUUCUCUCUGGCAUCAGCUGUUUUUUCCUGUGGUUUGGAACCAGUGAAUCCAUGAUGAUAGGUAUGCUGUGCCUAUACAAUGGCCUCACCAUCUCUGCAUGGAACUCUCUAGAAGUCAUUACUGUGGAGCUGUAUCCUACAGACAGAAGGGCAACGGGCUUUGGCUUUUUGAAUGCACUAUGCAAAGCAGCAGCUGUACUUGGAAACUUAAUAUUUGGUUCCCUUGUUGGUAUCACCAAAGCAAUCCCUAUCCUCCUUGCUUCUACUGUUCUAGUGUGUGGAGGUCUGGUAGGACUUCGCCUUCCUGACACAAGAACCCAGGUGUUGAUGUAACUGGAAAAAGCCAUUUACUAGUUAUUUCUUUCUUUGUACAAAUGUCAGCUCUCCUGACCAAUAGUGCAAAGGCUUCAGAUUCUCAGUCCUUAGCUCAGAUAUCAGAAAUCAAACUCAAAAGAUACUUUGGAGUGGCACAGAUUUAGAAACUUCUGUAUGAAAGUUUUAAAUUUCACUUUUGUUCACUUGCAUAAAUUGCUGUUUGAACCCACUUAACUUCAAACUGCAAAGCUACCUCUUAAAACACAGUUUCAGUGACAUGUCCACAGAGGUAAAAACCAUACUGAUAAUUUGAUAUUUAAAAUGUAAAAGUCAUUUUAUUUAAAAAUACAUGCAAAAUUUGGCCAUGACAUUGUGGGCUUGUGUAACCGUACAGACAUGAAAGUCAAUUACUUAGUAGUAUUAGUGUAGAGAAUGUUAACAUUACAUGUAUCAAUGCAUGCAGCAUUAAUUGGGAAACUCUACAGACUAUGUGAGUACUGAGAACACUGACCAUCUGUGGCUGUGUGUAGAUGGUAAAAAUUUGUGGUAGUGCCUCUUUCUAGGAAAAUCUUUUUAGGUAGAUCGAAUAUAAAGAUUACCAACUACACCCUGUACUUGCUGAGGAGAAGGCAGCUGCUACUGCAAAGAGAAGAAAAGCCCAUAUGAGUGAGCAGCAAAGAGAAUAACAAAAUAAGCACUUUCACUGUUUGCUGCUGAUUCUCCAGAAAAAUUUUGUUUUCUUCUCACUUGUGGCAUCUGGAUUAUUUUUGCCAUUUUAAAACAGUGAAUUUUUCUUAAUCCAGGAGUGACUCAUUACAAAUAUUUAUGUUGUGAGUAUGAAUAGAGGAAGGAUCAGGCCAGUGAACUCUAUGAAAAGUAAGAUACUUUCAGAAAACUUUGUUUGGUACUUACAUUUCUAAUGGAUUAUUUGUCACAGAAUGGUUGUAAAAAUAUGUGGUUGUGGAAUGCCACAUAGUAAACUUAGUCAGGCCAUAUCUUCAAUUUAGAAUAUAAUGUAAUUGGAACAUCUCAAAAGACCUUUCUUUAAAAAGCAUGUCAAAACAAAGAAAAACAAUAAUAAAACCCACCUUCAUUAUUUAUAUACUUCUCUAUAUAACAAUUUUCUCAGCUGAUUUUUAGUAGUUCCAGAGAUAUCUCUUCAUUUAGCACUCUGAAAUAUAUCUCUGAAAGGCCAUUAAGAAAGAAGCCAUGCCAAAGCAGCAGUAAGUGGUAAAGUCUUUAUUAGGCCAAGUGCAAAGGUGAAAAGUAAAUAGUAGUAACCUUAUUCCUUGUAAGCCAUAUGCUGAGGACCAUUCUGCGUGACAGUAGAGAGUUCCUCAUCUACUGCUCUGUGAAGACUAUAGGAUCUCUUUAAAAUGUUGGCAUUAAAAAUUAAACAAAAAUACCAUUACAGAAUUAGCGGAUAAAAGCGACAUACUUUGACAACAGAAACUGGCAUUGCUUUCAGUGGAGCUUUGAUAACUUGUAUCAGCUGAUGAGCUGCAGCCUGAGGUGUCAAAGAGUACAUUUGGCAUAAAACAUAGGGGAAAAUUUAUCAGUAUUUUUUCUAUUUCUAAGACAACAUUUAUUAGGUGGUUGAAACGUUGUCAAAGAAAUUAGGCUUGCGGAUAAGGCCAUCAUGUAGUAGGAUAGACUUUUUUUCCCUUAAUUUUUCUCUUGCUCGUAUAUUUGUGUGUAGGUUGGGUAGUAAUUUCUGUGUCAGCCAUCAUCUUAGUCAUACUGAAAGAGUCAGUAAAAUUCCAUAGAUGAUGAUCACUCCUUACUUUGAAAGUUCACUGUUUAGUUUACUGAUUCCAGAAGUCACAUUUUUCGGUUAAUAACAAAUGCUUGUGCUACACGUUGUAGCAUCAAAAUGUUAGCCCAAAAUGUGGUUUUCUAUUAACAAAUGAGAAAAGUAGCUGAAUUUUAAAAAGCAUAAAAACUAGUGGGCACUUUUUUGAUGUUGAUAAUUUAAAUAUGACUUAGUAAGAAACAAACUGUAGUAAGUCUGUUUAUUUUCCAACACAAGUAGUCAAGAUACUUCAGGUGAAGUAUUUUAUGUUUAAAUCUGACUUAAACAUGUAUUUUAAAUUUCUAAGCUAUAUUUAAAAGAAAGCAGGAAAAAUUAUUUUUUCACCAUGUUCCAAGUUAAGAAUUAAAUAUUGGCCUUAGUUUCGCCUGUGUGUCUUUUGACUGCUAGUCAUAAUCUUAAUAUAAUUUCUGGGCUCUUUUCUCCAAUGAGAAUUAUAUUUGAGCCUUGUUUUCCUGUACCAUUUAUUAGUAGCACCUAUCUACCUUCUGGUACUUACUGCACAACUUAUUUUGAAAUCUGAAGCCUCUGUACAUGUUUGGAGUAACCAUCAACAGCAGUGGUGAAAUAUUACAUUGUCUUGCUAUGCCUUGUCCACUUAAAAGUAGUAUGUUCUUUCAAUUUCUGUAUGUACUUCUGCAAAACAUCCAGAUCUAAAACUUCGUGUCACCCAACCAGUGUGGAAGAAAUGGGCCACAGAAAACUAAGGUUCAACUUUUUAGGGCUAUGGUUCAAGACUUACACACUAAAAUCUCAUUACAUGUAAAAUUAUGCUGAUAUCAAUGCUGGUUCUUAUUCUAAAUCCUGACUACAUCAAAGGUGUACGUUUAAGUCUUGGUGAAGUGGAAUAUAGCAACAACAGCAGUUAGCAAAGACAAACAGACCUUGCAUGGUCCAGUAUUAGACUGAAAGUUCUAAGGCAUGAAAAGGGAAAAAGAAGAAUAGUGCAUAGGAAAGGGGAGAAAAUUUAAAUGGAAGAGACGAACAAAGAAAAAAAUGCACAUACAUUUCCAGCAUAUUAACCAAAACUUAAAACUAGAAUCUCCCUAGCUGGUGAGCCAGUUGGCUCAACAGGUAUAAGCUAGUGCACAAGCCAACGUGAAACCUGUUUGAACAAUCACUUGGGCUUCAGUGCAGUGAAGAUUUAUCUCAUAAAGACAAAAGACAUUAAUGCAAUUUCAAGCUAUAAAUACUUCGUUAGAUAGGUACAAUCUACAUGUUGGAACAGCAAUACUUGAAUCUAUGGGGAUUUAAACACAUAUGUUACUUACAUUUUAAGCAAAAGUAAUUUGGCUGAUCUUUAGUGGAUCUGCCUUUUUUUGCAGCUUCCAAAGCAAUCUCAGGUAAUAAAUAUUGGACAGUAGGAAUUGUACUUCCUUUAUGUGUCUAUUCACUUAUAUCUCACACAAAGGGUCAGUUAAUUGCCUGUUUAGAUUUCUGAUACACUACAGAGAACCAAACUCCAUAACAUUUGUGUAUCAGAGCUGUCAAACGCAUAUAAUUGAAACUGCUUAAUUGUCUGUUUUGGUCACUGAACUGACUGACCACUAAUUGGAAAAUUCUUUCAGUAUAAAUUGAAGUGGGAUAUAUGGUCUAGUGCUCUUCUCCUGUAAAUCCGAAAGGCUUGUCCCAGCUACAGCAAUGACAAAAAGCAGACUGGCUUGGCAGACUCUUAUUUGUUGAAAACAUCUUAUUCAUUGUGUUUUUAUGUUUUAACCGUAUUGGCUACAUUCACGUUAGCACCUUGUUGGUUGGAAGCAUGCAUUACAACAUUUGGUAUGCAUUGCAUUGAUUGCACAGACUCUUAGCCAGAGAAGCAAAACUAGAUGUUUGUGGUUUCUGGAGACUGAAGGGGAUUGCUAAAGGAUGAUAUAUUGGGAAGCCUUCUUCCUCUAUGCUUGAUUUUACCCAAUGGCCUUCCAGAGGUGUACGGUACAAAACUUUGACACAGGCAAAACUGUGUUAGCCCUCCUUCCUGAUGGCUCUAGCAGUCUACUUGUUAUUCAUCAUCCUAGAAAAAUGUGUCAAAGUAAGGCUGCUAACUAAAGCUCUGGUCACUUUCUCUUCAUGCCAUUCCAUUCUUUCCUUCUCAAAUUGUUUUCCUACAAGAGUGCCAAUUUUAAAGAAAGUCGGAACUCACAGCUCCUGCUUUCGCUUGCUUCUGACUUCAUAGUAACACUCAGUAAAGUUUGCCACAUAUCUUUUGAAACUUGGCAAUACUUUUUUUUAAGCCAACGUGGAAAGCAAACUCAAAAUUCCUUCAGAAAAUCUCACCAUUUUAAGGCAGCCAGACUCCACAUCUCUCUACACCUCAGGAAGGCUAAACUAAUACCAGGAGGGAUCUCCUCUCAUAACAGUCCUUGCUGGGCUCCUUCUGCUGUGGGUGCAGAUAUGGUGGAAUCUUGUUGCCUGUGCUUCUAGCUCAGCUGCAUUUGAAGGAAAUGUUAUUCUGUGGUUUUGUUUUCUUAUUCUUCCACUAUAGAGCCUUACCUUCCUGAAACUCCUCAUGAGGCACAACUGCUGAUUCCGAUUCUUAACAGUAUAGUCCUCAGACCCUCAGAUGGAUAGCCUCUAAGUGCUGGGCUUUAUUUUUUUUCCCCCAUUGUGAGUCUUAAAAUGGUCUUCAUUAGUAAGGGAAAGAUGUUUACAUCCUGUCGCACGUCAUUACCUAAACAAGAUGAUAUCAUGCUCAUACAACCUACAAGCCAUUUUUCCUGUUUGAUGACCUGGAAAUGCAAUUUAAAUUUCAAUCACAAUGUUAAAAAAAUUAAUCCUUGCACUCAGAGGGUCAAAGACACAAGCAGUGAAAACAGAAUUGCUCUACUUCCCCUGGAGUCUUGAAAGAAAACACAUGUUCGGUAAUCAUAUUCCAGAAGAAAACUUGUCUGAGAAAUUGCUUUUCCUCUUCAUUUCCCGCCUUCUUAUUCAUUAAACUCACUGUAAAAUAUUAGGUAUUUGCCUGAAUUUGUACGUUCCAAUGCUGCUAGUUCAGAAAAUGCAGCAAAAAAGACAGACUUUUGCCUGCAGUUUGGAGGUAAGACGGGGAUCUGGCAGUCAUGUGGAAUUAGCAGAGACGUGUUAGCCAGAAAAUCUGGAACUCAGAUUAGAAUCUGAAUUAGUUAGAAGGCAUCAAUUUAUAAUAUUACUUGCAGAUCUCCCUUACCUUCACUCAUCCGGUCUACAGCCAGUUCAUAUGCUGAAAUCAGCCUAAUUUUCUUUCUUCUAAUGUCAAUAAAUUCAGCUAAGGGAUGCAAAAUAUUUUUUUAUCCAUUAUUGUUAUCUUCGUUCUUUAUUUUUGUUGCAGUGUAGAUUAUCCUACCUCCUGCAGUGGGAGGAUCCCUCAAUAUUUAGUCCUAAUCUAGAAGUGUAAGACUAUUCUAUAGAACUUCAUCCACAUACAAGACCUUUCUUUGAUGCUGUGACUUAACAUGUCAGAAACAGGAAAAACACAAAAUGAGCGUGUUUGAUUUAGUUUUCUUAUUUGACAGUAGACCAAUUUAUCUCCAAAGUCUCUGGCCUGUAAUAUGUUGCCAAGCUUUCUAGCCCUUCGAGUACAUCCUGUCUAAUGAAAAAUUAAUAAAGCAGUAAUUAUGUGUGCAGUCUCCUCCCACAACACUCACAUACAAGCUACAUUUACUACGAUCAAAAUACUUAGGGAAAAAGUAGGGAAAAAUACAAGUGUAAUUGUUUUCUGGGGAAAACAAUCCACCCUGCUUGACAAAGGUCUAGAAUGUAUUGCUUGCUUCUGACCAGUGCACAGUCUAACAGCCAAAUAUUGGAGAUUACUUAGCAACAAAGCUAUCUGGAUGAGGAUGACCUGACAUAAAAGCAUUGUCUUUUCCACCAAGAGUAUUCAUGAAUAUUUUAAUGCCACUUAACUGAGAAGAUGUGUAGAGAUCUUGCCCCUACUCUGGCCAUCAACACUUCUGAGCUGUAGCCAGACAUGUCGGUCUGCAAGUGAGAGAGAGAAAAGGCUGGCAGUCUGGCUUUCGACACUCUCUCCACAGCUAGCCACCUAAGCUCAUUUCUUUUGGAUCCUAAGGAUCUAUUAUUUUGCUAAGCCUUGUACUUUCUUAUUUUGGACAUCUACCACCUGCCACUCAGUUUUCGCCAGUAGUCCUGAACAAGCAAGUUGAAGCUACUUGCUGCUAAUGGACUGCAGUUGUAACUCAUCAGAUGCACAGUACUCUGCAAAAGUCCAAUGUCUUAUGUGUUAUGCCAGUUCCAUCUGUUGUCUAGAGGUAGAGUUGUCACCUAACUUUUCUCUUUCAUAGUACUGCAUGUUUUCUAACCUAUAAUACAUCUUCUACCCUUUUAACAUCUGACUUCUAAAUAUUUGCUUGUCCCCCACAGACUAGGUGAUGAAAGUAAUCAGUGAAUCUCAUGUAGACCUGUCUUACCCACUUAAAAGGCGACCCUUCAAAAUAAGGGAGUCAGGAAAAAAUAAUUAAAUGGAUCAAACUAAAUGAGAACCAGGAAUACCAUGAUUUCAAGGCCUCGGUUUCAAUUACCUUGGUAUUUGUCAGUUGUUCUCCUUAAAUCCUAGCCUGCAGUUAUAUAAAACUGUAUAUUGUAAAGAAGAAGUAUUACACAGUUAGAGAUGAAUACAUAUACAGACAUGCAUAUGGGUGAGUAUACACACAUACAUAAACACACCCACACCCCUCCCUAUAACAUAGGCAGAUGUAAGACUUAAGGUCCAUAUUCUGAUCUCAUUCUUGAUGGUAAUAAGUGUUACUUUCCACAUUAUGCAUUAUCUUUAAACACAAAUAACAUCCUGCUCUGUACCUUGUGCAGAACCCUUUACUUAUUCAUGUGCAAAAUUGUCAGGAUGCCAACAUUCAUCUUAGUUGGCCAUUAGGUUUCAAUCACUGGAAGGCAACUCCUGAAAUGGUCUGAAAAAUGAGCUUUGAUUUUGCUGUAACCUUUCCCUCUGUACUGCACUGUGCCAAACCGCAAAAUAGCACAUCAUGCAAAGGCACUGGUCAUGUUCCAGUGACUAGGAGACACAGUGCUCUCAGAUACAUAUAAUCCUAAGAGCUGUGAAUUUUGUCUUAUUCAACCUGAAGUCCUUCAAAAUGUUCCAUGUAGAUGUCAAGAUGUUAACUUUUGUGUAAUGUAUGAGAAAAUGUCUGUGUCUUCCUGUGUUGUGUGUUUCUUAUUGUUUCUGCAUACAUACUGCUACUGCUCUAGUAAGGUGGCUAAACAAUUGUUUGCUGCUGUUCUUAUCAGCAAUCUUUGACCAGCCUGAAACAGAGCCAUUGCCAGGGUGUCUUUCAAUUAAUGAUUAACAUCCACUAAGAUCUUCUACAGUAAUUAGCACUGUAUAAAGUAAUUGCAGCUAUCAUGAGCAAGUCUACAGUGAAAAUAGCAGCACAUGCACCCAGAGCAGUGAGGGUGGAGAGAACUCUUGCAAAAGCUACAGCAUACACAGCAUUUCACCUUGCCUCUAUGAAGGACAUCCACCCUUUCCAGUGUGCUUCCUCUGGUGGGGGACACGCACACAUGCUACGGAACUAAAAACUCAACAGAAGAAAGGGUGUAUUCCUUCUACAGGAUUUAACAAUGUAUAUUGGCUGUGAGAAAGCCAACUCUACGUUAAGAUUAAAAGAAACAAAUAAAACCCCAAACCAACAAAUGCAAGCAGCCUGCAAUUCUUUUUUUUUUUUUUUUUUAUUUUCUCACACAUGUUCUGUAAGUUGACAAAAUGAAUACCGGUCUAUGCCAGGCUUUUGGGAGGAGGCCAUGAAAGAGUAGCAAUGCUUAUGUAAUAUUACUUCUGGAAAGUAGUGAGUCUUUCAGAAAGGAAAACAUACUUACUGAGCCUGUAGUAGAUACUGUAGCUUCUAAUUGUGAUCAUGAAUGGACAGUUUAAAGUAGAAAACUGCCAUUCAGAUGCAAAGCAGCACAGAUAAUAUGAUGCUCUAUUUGGAAAUUUGUAAACAUAGAUAAAACCCAGUAGUUUAGAAGGAAAAAGAGAAUAUUAAAAUUUGGAGAAUGAUCUUACAAAACACAACCUCCCAUCAUCUUUUUUGGAUCAACCUUACAGUUCCUCCCUGCUCCUUCCUGUCACAGAUUCCCUCUGACGUGAUUACUGAUUUCUUCAGUGCUUGAAGAGGGAAAUGAAAGUUCUUACUGACAUUUGCAACAAAAAUGAGAACAGGCAUUAAAUUAGUCCUGUAGGACAGAUAGCUUCUUAACAAAGAGUUAAAAAAGAACACCAGGAUGCUAGUGACUGCAUUUGUUACCUUCGUAGUGGUUUGGGAUCCUAUGAAGUGCUACAUGAAAGUAGAAUUGUAUGUAUAAACUGACCCCUGUUUAAAUCAGUGAAACAAUUUACAGGACAGGGAUCUUGGCUUUCUCUUUCAAAAAUAUUAAAUACAAGACUUCGUGUACUGUCAUGCUGCAAUUGUGGUUCUGAGAAAAAUUUAUUCAUUUAGACUUUAAUUUCAACAUGAAUAAUUUUAGCUUUGCUUUUUCCUAUGAACAUAACAUUUCCCAAACAGUUAAACAUUUUUAAAGAGCAUCCCAUGCAAUAAGUCUAAUGAAUCAAGUGACAGCUCGUUUCAGCCAUUUGUUACGGAAAAUUGUAAAAAAUCCCAAAUAAAACUUUUUAAAAAAUUGCUGUGUUACCCUCAGCUGCAUAACAUUGUGACAACUAAAUUAUGUCUCAUAGGUAGCCUCAAAUAUAUGCUACAAAGUAGCAAUACAUAGAUUUUUUUUUUUAAAGUAGGCGGUUUCCUUUGCAAUGUUAGGACAUAUACACAGAAGUCAGGCAUCAAGGAUGAAGUCCUCAAAGUAGAGCUCUUUGCCUUCACUGUAAUUUAUUGACAUUGUCAUGUUACCGAUUCUCUUAAAAACUUGUUAACAUUUUCUAAUGCUAAGCAAAAGAAAGAAAAAUUGCAUUCUUUCCUAAUUUUUUUGUGAGCUAUUUUCUGCUCCUGGUUUCUCUUACUAAACUUUCACUCAAAUUGCCAACUGUGCUGAUCCAACUAGAAGUACAAUUUUUCAAACUGUCUUUAAUAUACAAAAGUGCAGAUGUGCACCGUGCAUAUGUUGUCAAGAAAAUCAUAACCCUUUUUUACUAUCUCCAUUUCUUAACACAAGGAAACAUGUACAUAUUGUAUAUAAGGUAAUGAGCUACUUUGAAGUUGAAUUCUUAUUUAUACAUAUUUACUUCCAGAUCUGCUAAUCUGCAACAAGAUCUUGGCAAUGGUCCUGAUGUCUCUGUUUCUAUCUUUGUUUGUUUUCUUUACUGCUGCGUGUGAUCUCCUGUAAAGCAGGUUACAGUCAUCCCUAUUGUAUAUAUGUGUUUGCAUGUAUGUGCCUUGAUAAAUUCUCUCUUUUGGAGUUCUGAAUUUUUCACUUCAAGUCCAGCUGGUACAAUAGUGAACUCAUCUUUCCAGUAUGCUUCUCUGUGUCAGAUUGCCAACUUAAAAAAUGUUUGACCAAGUGUUUUGAUUAAGUCCUCUGAGGAAAGCUGUCUGUAUACUUGUGAAAGGGCAUGCUCUGUGUCGGAUGACUGUGUACAGUAUAAAUCUUUAAAAUGUGGAAGUGUUUAUAAAUUUAUCUGCCAAAUAUUUAUCAUCCAUGUAACAAAUGCAAAGUUAUUUAGUGUACAUCAGAUUAAUAAAGGAACAUUUUUUGCUCCACUAUAUUCAAAUAAAGAUUUGUUCUCUGCAAUGAAUACAUGUCAGGUGUGAUGAUAGCCAGAACAUCAUUUUUCAGUACCCACAGAAUACUGGAAACAGUUGUUUUACAUUAAUAAGUUCUUUUACAAAGGCUCUCUGUCUAUCUCAUCUUUAAUGGCUGUAAUUGAGGCUGAACCUGUGUUAAAAGAAAACACGUAACAAGUUAAUAAAAUUAAAGUAUUUUAAAUUACCAAAAAAAAAAAAAAAACCAAACAGAGAGAGUAAGAAAUUGCUAUGGUUGAAAGAGAGCAAGGUUUUUAACUAGCUGUCUGUGAUUCAUAUUUUUAUGCUACAUAGUUGCACAAAAUAGACAUCUGGCCUUUCACUACAUAGCUGCACUGAAGGAGUAUGUUAUCACCCAAAGGGUGUAGUCUAACUCUGUGUGAAAAGCAUACCUCUGCAAGGUAUGAUGAUCCAUGCAUCCGAAAUGUGAAUGGGAAUUUGUACAAAAAACUGUAUUUCUGGAAGAACAGGGUAUUCAGCAAAAAACUCCCCCAAACCCAAAAGCCUGAAGCAACACUGCAACAACAUUAGUUUUCAUUGUACUUGUGCAUUGAGGGCCUCUGAAAAGCCUCAACAGAUCAAGUGUGGUAGCUUCAAAAUAAUAAGAAACUGCUGUGUUGUUUAUAUUCUGCCAUCUCCAUGCCUGAAUCAGAAAUACAUUUCCAAAUAUAGGUUAUACCAAACAGAUGACGGACUAAACAAAACAUAUGAGCCUCUUCAUCUGUGUCACCAAUAGUGAAAAACUAAGCUACGUUUGAAUUCAACUGUUUUUCAAUUCGUGCAAGAGCACUUUCUGCAAAACCCAACUACCAAGGACAUGUAUAAUUUUAUAACUGUCCUUUGGUAACUGGUAUCUUUUGAAGUAUGGUACAGAAAAAAAAUUCUCUAUUUAUCGAAAACAACCAGCAGAAGUACUAAUCCAUAUUUUACAUCUUCUUAGAUGUACGUAGUUAUCUAUGUGCAUUAGUACACUUCUAACAUUUUAUAGUGGAAAUAAAAUUUUUAUUCCUGUAUCUCCUAGUCUCAUUUUGGGAAGAAACCAACCUCUUUUGUGCAGAAGAUAACAAUCCAAAAGGGAGUGUGUGAGAUUUACACAUAUUCUUCAUAGGUACCUUUCACAAGCUUCACUUAAUCUCUAAAAAACCUU